Molecule: messenger RNA, 1419 nt
Organism: Carica papaya (papaya)
Lineage: Eukaryota; Viridiplantae; Streptophyta; Magnoliopsida; Brassicales; Caricaceae
Product: plant intracellular Ras-group-related LRR protein 6-like
Cellular component (GO): cytoplasm
Molecular function (GO): protein binding
Source: RefSeq, a predicted model, not a curated record
UUCCCCGCUCUCUCUCUGUCUCUCUUUCCUUUUCUCGAGAUUAAAUUUUCUAGAAUAAUUUUCUCGGGAAAAACAUUUUUAGUUUUGAUCAGUUCGAUUUGUUUUUCGAUUAUACUUGCAGAUUUAGCAAGCUGUUACAGGUAUUGUGUAAAGAUGAUGUACGAACAGGCGCAUCAGCAGCAGGAAGCGAGACUCGACGUGACGAACAGAGGUGCGGAGAGGUGGACAGAAGAAGCUGAACGGCUUGAGAUUAUGGAUUUGAGCGGCAUGUCUUUGGAUUCUCUUCCUAAUCCUUCUAUUAACGUUGGCUUGAUCUGCAAGCUUGAUCUCUCCAAUAACAAUAUUCAGAUGAUACCAGAGUCAUUAACGGCAAGAUUACUGAAUGUGAUAGUACUGGAUGUGCACUCAAAUCAGCUAAAAGCCCUCCCAAAUUCAAUCGGUUGCCUAUCUAAGCUUAAGCUCCUCAAUGUUUCUGGCAACCUUAUCGAAUAUUUCCCCAAAACUAUUGAAAAUUGCAGGUCACUGGAAGAACUGAACGCCAACUUCAACAAGUUGACAAGAUUACCUGAGACUCUCGGGUUCGAACUGGUAAACUUGAAGAAAUUAUCAGUCAACUCCAACAAGCUUAUGUUUCUUCCUCACUCCAUCACGUACCUGACUUCCCUCCGUGUCCUCGACGCUCGCCUGAACUGUCUCCGAACUCUUCCGGAAGACCUCGAAAACCUCGUCAACCUCCAAAUCCUCAACGUCAGUCAGAAUUUCCAGUUCCUCGACCACCUCCCCUACUCCGUCGGUCUCCUCAUCUCCCUCGUCGAGCUUGACGUCAGCUACAACAAAAUCUCCGUUCUCCCUGACUCCAUCGGCUGCCUCAAGAGGCUUCAGAAGCUCUGCGUCGAAGGCAACCCCCUUGUCUCCCCGCCCCCGGAGGUCAUUGAGCAGAGUCUCCACGCUGUGAAGGAGUACCUCAGCGAAAAGAUGAAUAACCCCGGUUCUCAUAGCAAGCACAAGAAGAAGACUAACUGGGUGGGGAAGCUAGUCAGGUACGGAACGUUUAAUGGAAUUGGGAACAGCAACAAGGGAGGGAACAGUGAGGACAGAGCUGGGUUUGUCAUGGCAGAUUAUCGAUCCAUCGAUGGAUUGGCUUCGCCGAGGUUUACCGGUAUGUUUUCUCCUCGACGACUUUUCUCACCCAGGACUUACUUCAAUACCAGACGAAGUGGAAGUUUUAUCAUCAGUGAUUAAUUAAUUAAUUAAUAAUUAGUUACCUAAUCACUGGGGAAGGGUGAUUAAUUAAGAGUUGUUUUUAAAACAAAUUUUGAGUCUGGAGUUAAUAAUUUCGUGGAAUUGUGUAAUUUUGAUCUGGUUAUUAUACAGUUUCGCAUGCUCAUGCACGUGGUAGUUAAUUAGGUGUAAAUCUAA